Cajanus cajan (pigeon pea) is the source of this 1827-nucleotide messenger RNA. Its product is annotated as hydroquinone glucosyltransferase. Lineage: Eukaryota; Viridiplantae; Streptophyta; Magnoliopsida; Fabales; Fabaceae. The record is from RefSeq and is a predicted model, not a curated record. Gene Ontology annotation, molecular function: UDP-glycosyltransferase activity.
UCAAGUUCCGCCACUGGACGUGGUCCCUUCUGAAUCAAAGCCAAAAACCUGUUAGAUAGUCCAAGCGUUGCAUGCACUUUGUUUCUAUCCCCUACACCCGCCCCCAUCGCAAAAUCUGUCUUUCCACAGCUUCUUCAAUGGAGGCAGCAUCAUCAACAAGAACCCACAUAGCCCUAGUCUCUGUCCCCGCUUUCAGCCACCAAGUCUCGAUCCUCGAGUUCGCCAAGCGCCUCCUUCACCUCCACAACGACGACACCUUCCAUGUCACAUGCAUCAUUCCCACUCUCUCUUCACUCUCCACUCCCUCCAAGCCCUUCUUCCACACCCUCCCUCCCAACAUUCACUGCAUUUUCCUCCCCUCAGUGCACUUCGACGACCUCAAGAGCAAUGGCGUGUCCUUGGAAAUCCAACUUCAGCUCUCAGUUUCCCGAGCCAUGCCCUCCGUUAGGGACACUUUAAGGUCACUCCUUGGUAGCGCCAACGUGGUUGCCCUAAUUGCCGAUGCCAUGGUUCCCGAGGCACUGGAGUUUGGGAAGGAACUCAACAUCUUGUCCUACAUAUACUUCCCUUGUUCCACCAUGUUGCUAUCUCUGUGCCUUCAUUCUCCUACCUUGCAUGAAGAGGUUUCAUGUGAGUAUAGAGACCACCCCCAUUUGAUACAGAUUCCGGGUUGCAUCUCCAUUUAUGGCAAAGAUCUCCCAAACAGUGUUCAAGAUCGGUCCAGUUUGGAUUACAAGCUGUUCCUUAAACGUUGCCAAAGGUACCGUGGAGUUCAUGAUGGUAUAUUGGUGAAUAGCUUCGUGGAAAUGGAGGAAGAGGCAACAAAAGCAAUUACCCAAAAUGGUAUUAGUAAUGGUGAUGAUGUCGGUGACGCUCAUAGUAACUACCCUCCUAUUUUUCAAAUUGGACCCAUCAUACAAACUGGGCCUAGUGAUCCAAAAAUUGGUUGUGAGUGUUUAUUGUGGUUGGAUAAGCAACCACGUAACUCGGUUCUUUAUGUGUCCUUUGGAAGUGGUGGCACACUCUCACAAGAGCAGAUUAAUGAGCUUGCUUUGGGGUUGGAAUUGAGCAAGCACAAGUUUCUGUGGGUUAAUUUGAGAGCACCAAAUGACAAAGCAAGUGCUACUUAUUUUGUGGGUGAUGGUUUGGUGGAUGACCCUUUGAGUUUUUUGCCUUUGGGGUUCUUGGAGAGAACCAAAGGGCAGGGUUUGGUUAUCUCUGGCUGGGCCCCACAAGUUGAAGUCCUAGGUCACGAGUCAGUGGGUGGAUUUUUGACUCACUGUGGUUGGAACUCGGUUUUGGAGAGUGUGGUGCAUGGAGUGCCAAUGAUGGCUUGGCCUUUGUUUGCUGAACAAAGAACCAAUGCUGCUUUGGUGACUGAUGGGUUGAAAGUUGCUGUGAGACCAAAGGGUGACACUAGUGGCAAGAGUGUGGUGGUGAAGGAGGAAGUUGCUGAACUCGUGAAGAGACUCAUGGAGGGGUUGGAGGGUGGAGAAAUUCGGAGGAGGAUGAAGGAUCUGCAGAAGUUUGCUGCUUGUGCUGUGAUGGAAGAUGGGUCUUCCACAAGGACAUUAUCAAAGUUGGCACAAAAGUGGAAAAGUUUGGGAAGAUUUUACCAAAAGAAUAUUGAAUGUGGUAAUUAAUCGCAUAAGUUUCAACUGUUUCUUGAUUUAGUAUUGGUUUACAUAUUUAGUUUUAAUUUUGAGUUUAGUCUCUUUAAAUUUAGGCCAAAAACCUAUUUGGUCCUUUAUAAUAAUUAUUUGUUUCAAUUUAGUCCCAUUUUUAUUUUUAGUCUCAAUUUGGCCCCUAAUAAAUUAAUUGGUUUCA